This is a messenger RNA of Gopherus evgoodei (Goodes thornscrub tortoise), 11987 nucleotides long. RefSeq names its product zinc finger CCCH-type containing 11A (gene ZC3H11A). The transcript is spliced from 17 exons. Gene Ontology annotation, molecular function: metal ion binding. NCBI's taxonomy places the organism in Eukaryota, Metazoa, Chordata, Testudines, Testudinidae. Bases 7585 to 10041 code for a protein of 818 amino acids. The record is from RefSeq and is a predicted model, not a curated record.
GCCGCAUCCGCCGGCCCCGGGGCCCUCCCCUGGCCGCUCCCUCAGCCCUAGAGAGCCGGGGCGGGAACCCCCGGGGGCUCCAAUUCAGGGGUAAUCCACCCCCACCCUAGGAAAGAGGGGGAGUAGGGGAGACCCCCCAUUUCCGGCUGAGAUUGAAGGGUCCCUGGGGCAGCGCCAAGGGAAGCUGCAGCGGGAGUUCCUCCUCCUCUCCCCUCCCAUGCCAGGCCCCCCGUUACUGCCAGGGCACUGUCCCUCUCCUCCCUUGGGCACGUUGGGUUUUGAGUGAAGAAUAUUUGCUCCCUCUCUUCCCAUCCCCAAGCUCCCUGUGGACUCCUGGGAAAGGAGAGUCCCUGGCUCAGCCCCAGAUGUUAAGUGGAGCAAAGAGAAGAUUCCAGCGUAGGUGGCUCCCUUUAGAACAAAAAGGUCUUCAGAGUUUAAAGACUGUGCUUCCUGUUUCUGGUGGUACUUACAAGGAACUUGCUGUCAAUUAAUGAUUUUGCAGGCUGCACACAGUACCCCAAAGGGAUUGAAAUCAGGAUCUAGACUAACUCUGGAUGCACCCAGUAGCUGACUUAAAUUCUUCUUUAGCUCGUUUAAAAAAAAAAACACAAAAUCAGAUUGUUGAUGAUAUUGGCCUUGGCUGCCUAAAACCAACCAACAAACAGCAGAACCCUUCCCGUCAACUUUGAUUUUUAAUUGAGAAUGAAAAUACGAAAAUAGCUCCUCAUAUCAUACCUAUCAUUAUGUGGAGUCGGAAAAUCAUUCCCAAAACUGGUGCUUUGGGGUGCACGAGUGCACAUUGCACUCGGGGAUUGAGCUGUGCACCUUAUUUUCAGAAUAGACUGCUGUGUUAUUUGAUUAUAAAAAUGAAAUAUCCUGGGAAUAGUUAAUUGUGAAACAAGGGAACUUGGAACUACCACCAUGGCAUGCGAUUACGUUGGAUGUGUAUACAACUGAUUAGGCUUAAUAGACGGUACUAAAUUUGGGGCUGGAUACCCGAGUGUUUCAGGAAAAAGUUGGUGUAGAGGUACUUCCGUCUAUCUCUUUUCCUCUUAAAAUAAUCCCCAUUCAUGCAACUGGUUGAAGAGGAAGUUGACUCCUCCAGACACUCAGGAAAAGAUCACGUAAGUGGGCAAGAUCAGUUGUCAGUAAUUCCAUAGUAAAAUUACUCCCAGUUCUGGCAUAAAUUUUGGAGAUAGAGAAUGAGUGCAUAUUCUUUCGGUGUGCCAGUCUCCCCUGUCUCCCCUAGUAGUAGAUGCAGCAGCUUUAGUAGUGCUGGCAGUCUGGAAUUUAUUCCCAGUGCCCAUUCGGACACUGAGGAGGAUGAUAAGGUGGUGGCGGAAGGGGUGGAGCAACCUGCCAAACAUAAAGGAAAGAAGGGGUUGCGGACUAAGGGAAAGCCACACCAUAAAAAACUGGUGCUGUCUAAACAAUUUGUUAAAGUUUUGGGACCGGCAGGUGCUGUUGAAGCUGCCUGUGCUGCAGCUGCAGUAGUCAUGCCUGGUGCUCCUGAGCAAGAUGGAGAGAGCUUCUUUAUCGAGAGCAAUACAGUAAAACGAGUUCUUUUGCCUGGUACGAGAGCCAAGACUUCCAUCGUGUGGAACUUCUUCCAUGUUGAUCCCCAGUACCCCUGUCGCGCCAUCUGCAGCCUAUGUAAAAAAAGCGUCAGCCGUGGCAAGCCAGGCACCCACCUCGGCACAUCGACCCUUCAGCGGCAUCUCCAAGCAAAGCAUUCUGUGUAUUGGGCCGUGGCUAAUAAAAUAAGUGCUACUGGUGGAAGCAGUGUAGGGGAGGAGGAAUAUGCCUUUAAUGUGCCUGUGUCACCGAUCUCCCCUGAUAGCAGAUUUAGCAGUUUGAGCAGCAGUGGGAGUUUGGAAUAUAGUCCCAAUGUUCACUUGCACAGUGACAGUGUGGAAGAGGCACUGGGCCAGUUUUCCAACAAAAAAAGAAGAAGAAAAGGACUGCAGAUUAAUGAGUUAUACCCAGGAAAACCAGAGCUUUCAAAAAAAAUUGCCAAAGAUGUGGGUCCCACAGGCGCAACGACUGCAGCCAGUGCAGCCGCAGCAAUAGUCGUUUCUGGUGCAUCUGGAGAAGACAGAGAGAGUUUUCUCAUUGAAAGCAAUACUGUCAAACGCGUCCUGAUGCCGGGAACCAGGACAAAGACGUCAGCCGUCUGGAACUUCUUCUACAUUGAUCCUCAGUAUACCUGCAGGGCUGUUUGUAAUGUCUGUAAAAAGAGUGUCAGUCGAGGCAGGCCAGGCACUCAUCUUGGCACCUCCACGCUGCAACGGCAUCUGCAGGCCAAUUCUCUGUCGCAGAAGCUUUUCAAGCUAUUUCUCGUCUCGGAGGGAUAAACUUACAGCCAGUUACAGUUUAACGUCUCAAGGCCUGGGUGUCCAUGGGCCAACUUUAUCUCCUAAGCCAGUGCUUGGUAAAAGAAAGGUCAUAAGUCCCAACUUUGGGACUCCUCAAGACUCUCAAACAUUCACUACUGAGAAGAAAAUUAAAUACCAUGAAAUUCCGGUUGCACAGCGGAUAAAUAGGGCUAUUACAGAAUUGAUUAUUGAGGAUAUGCAACCGUACUCAUUUUUUUCUACCCCUGCUUUUCAGAGAUUCAUGAAGAUAGUGGCACCAGGCUAUCAGCUGCCAUCUAAAACUUACUUUUCCACAAAGGCUGUGCCCCGGUUAUACAAUGUUGUGAGAGAAAAGGUUUUCAUGGCUCUGGAGAAAGCUGAGUGCAAAAAAGUUCACUUAACCAUUGACAUGUGGACCCAUGAACCAACCACAGACUAUCUGACAGUGAUGGCACAUUGGGUGUCUUUUGAAAUGCUGCUAUCUUCCUCUCAUGGUGCCAGCAAAACUCCCAGUUGUAGGAAGCAGGCAGCUCUUUGUGUAACUGGCUUUGCUAAAGAUUAUGCAGCAGCCAGUAUUUUACAAGAACUAAAUUACCAAAUCGGUGUGUGGCUUUCCCCCAGUUCCCUCACUCCUGGCUUCAUAGUUUCUGACAACACUGCCAAUGUUGUGCAUGCAGUGAGAGAUGGAGACUUUACCCAAGUGCCAUGCUUUAUGCAUUGUUUAAGUUUAGUAAUUCAGGCCUUCCUCCAUGAGCACAAAAGCAUGAGGAGCAUGUUAGUAGCGGCUCGAGAGAUUUGCCAUCAUUUUAAUCAUUCUGUCAAGGCCCGUCAAAUUUUGCAGGAGUUUCAGCAUGCAAACCAUCUUCCGCAGCACAACUUGAAGCAGGAGGUGUCCACCCAGUGGACCUCCACCUUUUAUAUGCUGAGGCGACUUUUAGAGCAGCAGAAGGCAGUGCAUGACUAUUCCAUGCAACACCACGUGGGGAGGGUGGAUGGGGUCAUCCUCACCUCAUUUCAGUGGUGUCUGAUGGCUCAUGUGUGUGACAUCCUUGAGCCGUUUGAAGAAGCCACUCAGAAAGUGAGUAUGUGCACUGCAGGUCUUAGUCAGGUGCUGCCAUUAGUUCACCGCCUGCUUUUGACUCUGCAGAACAUGCGAAAAGACUUUCAAAUCAAAGGUGCCACUGUAGCUCUCGGACUGGUGGAUGACUUGUCUCUGAGGCUCGAAACUGACUCCCGAUUGAGCACCGUGCUCAGAUCUGAACAUUACAUCUUGGCCACUUUAUUAGAUCCCUGCUUUAAAGACAAUUUAGAAGAAUUCCUUCCUCAAGGUACUGACUUGAUAAGCUAUAAACAGAUCCUUAUUGAAGUAGUAUCUGAGUAUAUGUGCACAUCAGUGGAGGAUUGCUCCUUGGAUGCUACAGAAGUAUCAGGCCAUUCAUCCCUUUUAGGAACCGAUCCUUUUGCUCUUCACCUUAAGAAAGAUUAUUCUGGUUCAGAUUCCUUCAGUGGCUUCUCUUCGAGUGGUGCAGCUUUAAUAGGCAAGAAGAGGCUGUUGUGCCCAUCAGCUGCAGCAAUAGUAGAAGAGUACUUUCAAGAUGAGUCUUCAGGGAUAACGGUUAAAGAUGACCCCCUGACUUACUGGCAGGGGAAACUGAGAAGAUGGCCUGCAUUAACCCGAGUAGCUAUUCAGUAUCUCAGCUGCCCUCCCUGUAGUCUGCACUCUGAAUGUGUCUUCAGCGCACCCAGACACCUUGUUUCAGAACACUGUACUAGUCCAGGUUUUGACAACAUUGAACAGUUAAUGUUCCUUAAAAUGAACUUAAAAACUAUUAAUUAUGACUAUUCCACUCUGGCCUUGGGCUUUGACACAGAGGAUGAGAUCACUCAGAGUAGUGAGGAUGAGAUGUUUUAGCCAGAGUUGGUAGCUUCCGUUUGUUCUCGCUCUGGACCAUUUGAAGUGCUGGGAUUUGUGCUGCUAUGUACUGUUCUUGUACGGUUGUUAAUAUCUAGCACUUCUUGUGCUUUCCAUCUUAAGGGCACUUUACAACAUCCUCCAAAUGCCCCUGUGAAGUAGGUAAAAAAGCAUUAUGUUCAUUUUAUAUGCCAGGAAACUGAUGCCUGACUUAGUGAGAAAGGUGGGAUUAAAAUUUGGGAGUUCCUGACUCCUGAUCUUGUGUUCAGAGUGUCCUAAUAAACACCACAUAGGUUUUUUUUAAUAUAAAUAAUGAAAAUAACUAUUUUUUUAAAAUAAUUAAAAAUACAAAAAUAGGUCAAUAAUAAAGAGAAAGCAAAAUCAAUUCAUGCUUUAAAAUCAUAAAGAGGACUAGAUAGGUAUCUAUCAUUGAUAAGCAUGGUGCUGGCAGUAGUAACUGAAUAGUGCUCCCUUAUGACACCUAUUAAGGUAUAAAAAUGUUCCCUCUCUGGACUUCUCUCCCCCAUAAUCCCAGCAUACUGUUGAAAGGCUAUGGACUAAUGCUGGCUGGCAAACUGAAAAGAUGGAUGAGUGACUAACACAGUUUUUCAGUGUUGAGAAAGACAGGGCUUGAAAAUGAACUGGGUAAAUGUUCACUGUAUUCUUGUCUUCCUUUAGUGAGGGUGAAGUGUGUGACCCCAGCUUUUUAUUUCUUCUCACUGGUCUCUAUUUAUUGUUUUGAUAUAACUAAGAUCCUGUACAAAAUGAAAUUACAGUGUGAACCACAGCUCAAUCUCAGUGUGAACACCAGUGUAAUUUUCAGGAUUUGAUUGGCUUUGAAGUUCUUAAUCAGUUUCUGAUGCAAGCUUGCUGAGUGCGCCAGAGUUAUUCAUUUAUUUUAAGCUUUAAGGGGUUAACUCAAUUGAUUUUCUGUAGUAUUUAAAUUGCUGUUCUACCUAAAGUUUAAUUUAAAAAAAAAAAUUAAGUCUAGUUUCUGUGUUAACAUAUUUUAUUUGUAGUGCUUAUAUAGAACUGAGAGGCUUGAGUUGCUUGGUAGUAUAAUUUCAGUGAGGGUAAUUCAAACCCUGCACUGUGUGCAGAGUAGUAAGUAUGUGCCGAAGUAUGGAAGGUAAUAUACAAAUAUAUUGAAAGAAAUAAUCGAAAAUAGCACACAUUAUCAGACAGACCAGGAGGCAUUGUCCGUUACUUGCCAAGUAAUAAGUUUUGAUUUAUGUGGAGGCAUUUCACACUUUGAAAUUGCAUUGAAUUCUGGAGGAUAUUAGUGAAAGUGAAUUUGGCACAACUUCCCUGUAUCUAAUAUAUGUUAAUUGCACACCGAGAGAACAUUAGUGUAGUUAGAUACAGAUAGACAAAAGUUACCUGGGAUACAAAAUCCAGUUGUAAAGGCAACAAAAGUCAAAAGUGAGUAAUUAUUUAGAUACUAAAGGAAGGACAGAGAUUGAUUCUUACCUUUUUAAAAUUCCCCUUGUCAAGAGUUUGAAACUGAUAACUAGUACAAGAACCCAACUUUUCCUCUCACUAUUUUAGAUUUAGGGAAAGUCCCUCCCUUUUCUCCUCUUCUCCCUCCCCCCCCCAAAAAAAAAUCCUGGAAAAAUUCACUAGUGCAUGAGAAUAAGAGGUCUAAUCUUAAUAAAAUACAAUAGGUACAUUAUUAAUUUGUAAGAACUACUUCAUUCAAUUUCUUCUAAGAUAGAAUUGGAAGAGAAUUAGCACAGAAGUGUUUCAGUGCUUUUAAUGUAUGCAAUGUUAUUGAAGUCAUAUCAGUCCCAGGUUAUUAAAGAGACAAAGUGGGUGAGGUAACAUCUUUUAUUGGACCAAAUUCUCUCACCAACAGAAGUUGAUCCAAGAAAAGACAUUACCUCACUCACCUUGUCUCUCUCAGCACUUUGAAUGACCCAGGAAUUGGAAUCUCUUAAGUUUAGAUCUAAUGGUCAAAAAUGCAGGUUUAUGGCAUUCAGUAAAAAUAAAUAAACUGAAAUGUUUCAUUUCACAGUGAAAUUAAACUGUUUGUGGUAACUGGAAACACCUUUAAGCUCCUUAUGGUGUUAAAGUCAUUGGCUGCUAAGAAUUGAACCCAAGCCAUCCUUUCAGACCUUUGCCAUCUCACAGCGAUGGAUAAUGGUGGAUAUAUAUACCAGGGAACAGUAUAUGAUCACAAACCAGUAGUAUUUGAAAAAUAUAAAAGAAAUUAAAAUUGGCUUCCAAAAGUCAAAAUAAAAAUAUUUCCAAAUUGUGUCAUGCAGCUGUGCCUCUUCAAAACUGAGCUUUUCCCUGCUUCUUACAGCUUGCUAUAUUUUAGAACUGCUUGCUAUCUUUCUGCACUUGAUUGCAACUUUAAAUAUCUGAUCAGAGCUACAUGUUGUUCUUUACAGUAUGGAUAUCAGACUAUGCAUACUUUGAACGCUUUGAGCGUAUAAAUAUGGAUAUACUGUAUGCAUGUACAUACAUGUGUAUAUUUGUGCCAGAUCCAAACUUGCCCAUAUUAUAAAGCAUUGGCCUGAAAGUGUAUUUGUGUGGCACUUUUAUAACUCCUCAGUUUUUGCCAUUCCCCCAAAUUGAGACACUGUAUGGUGCAUUUUAAGUGACAAGUAGCCCAAAUAUAUCAUUUUUAUUACCACAUUUGAAUAUAUUGGUGUGUGUAUAAACACAUUUGUAUAUAUGUAUAUACAUAUGUAUGUUUAUACAUACAAGUAUGUUUUUGCUAUACAGGUAAUAAAGAUGGGGGAAGGUUUUUGUGUUUUCUUAAUAGGUGAAGAAAUCUUGAAGACCAGAAAUUGGAACUUAUUGAGUUUUUAAAUUAAAAAAAAAAAAAUUAUACUGUCUGGCUGUGGAAGAUGGAUCUUCAUUUUUGCAGCCGCUUUGACUCACAAGUUCAUCUUUAAAUAAACUGUUUUUUGAAGAGCUAACUAACCCUCGCUGUCUCCAGUCUGACAGAGAGUAUUCAAAUGGACUUGCUUCCUCCAGUAGUUGUAAGAUGUUUAAAAGCACAGCCUGUGUCUGAAUUGUGGAUGAGAAAUUUCCUUGGCAAUGUGAGGAGAAAAUUCUUUCUAUCCCUUUAUUAUUAAUUCACGGAUUGAGUGUUGGUUCGGCCUACAGGAGAAAUUUAUUGGAAGUCUGUGAAGACCAACGUUCUUGCCGAGGUUAUCCAGCUACCUUUUCCAAGGUUACUUUUUAAAGAAGAUUUCACUGAUCACGUCUGAAGAAGAAAGGGUGAAGCCUGUUUUCACUAAGAGAGGAAGAAGUCUGUGUGGAGCAAUAGCCCUGAUAACUUGAGCUUAUUCUAACAAUCUGUCCAGCAUGUCUAAACAAGGAGAUGAUUGCUACUUCUAUUUCUAUUCCACGUGUACCAAGGGGGACGGUUGUCCCUUCCGUCAUUGUGAAGCUGCAUUGGGAAAUGAGACUGUCUGCACACUCUGGCAGGAAGGGCGCUGCUUCAGGAGUAUUUGCAGGUUUAGGCACAUGGAGAUUGAUAAAAAACGCAGUGAGAUCCCUUGCUACUGGGAGAACCAGCCAGUUGGCUGUAAGAAAUUAAAUUGCGCUUUCCAUCACAACAAGGGACGCUACGUUGAUGGACUCUUCCUACCUCCAAGCAAAACUGUGCUGCCAAGUAUGACUGAGUCUGUAGAAGAGGAGGUGAAGGUGACCCAGAUCUCGCUGCAGCAGAAUAAACUCUCUGUCCAGUCCAACCCCUCCCUCCAGCUGCGGGGGGUGAUGAAAGUGGAAAACUCUGAAAACGUUCCCAGCCCCACUCAUCCUCCAGUCGUAAUCAAUGCUGCAGAUGAUGAUGAAGAUGAUGAUGAUCAGCUUUCUGAAGAGGGAGAUGAAACUAAAACACCUGUUCAGCAGCCAGCUGCAGAAACCCAUAAUGGAUUGCGGAUAAUUUCUACUCGGAAAUCCAGUGCUAAUUCAAAACAAGAUAACAGUUUGAAUUUUGGAAUAAAAACACUUGAAGAAAUCAAGUCCAAAAAAAUGAAGGAAAAAUCACACAAACAAGGUGAAGGCCCCUCUGGAGUUUCUGUUUAUCCAGUCCAAUCCCAGACCAUUCCUGGUCCGGAAAAGGAAAACCUACGGACGGUGAUCAGAACUGUAACCUUGUCUGCAAAGCAAGGUGAGGAGCCUCUGAUUCGAUUGAGUCUCUCAGAGAGACUGGGAAAACGGAAACCCUCCAUAGAUGAAAGUUGCCCUCCACUGAAGCGUAGCCUUGCUGAAAGGCUGGGAAAGAAGUCUGAAUCUCUGGAGAAGACUGACAAAGCACCAAAGAAAGUUCAAGUCCCCAAGUCUCUUAAGGAGAGGCUAGGAUUGCCAGCUGAGCAGACUAGCACGGAGACAGAGAGAGCUGCAAAACCAGCAGGUGAGAUCCGUGUGAAAACACUAGAAGAAAUCCGUCUUGAGAAAGCCAGCCAGAGACGGGGAGAACCUCAAACCAAACCUAAGCCUGAAGAAACUUGUAGAACAGAAGAUCCAAAUCCAAGGGUGAGACCCUCCGCAACAAUUCGAAUUAAAUCAUUUUCUGAGGUCCUGGCUGAGAAAAAAAACAGGCAGCUGGGAGAGGAAGAGCAGCUAAAAGUGGAGGAAAAGCUAAAAGCGGAGGAAAGCCCUACCAAGCCCAAGACUGAGAGUGAGCCCAAGAAGCAGGGCACUGCAGCUCCGCCUAUAACCAGCAAAGGGCAGCUGGAGGAGUCAACAGGCAAAGCCAUUUCAAUAGGGGAGGUGCGCAUUAAAACAUUGGAGGAGAUCAAGCAGGAGAAAGCCAUGAGGAUGCAGCAGAGUGCAGAGAACACCCUAAAUACGCCACCGCAACCUGAACUUACUCCCACCGGGAGGAGAUUACUGCGUAUUACAAAGCUGACAGCACCUGGAAGAGAAGAAAAGAAGUUGGUGGAGUUGAGCGUUCCGCCCCUCAGAACUGGCCCAGCAGACAAGGCUGCAGAGUCUUCAGAUGAGAGUGCAAACAACUCUACAGUUCAAAUGAAGAGUUCUGAAGAAAUACUGAGGGAGAAUCGGCAGCUGAAGCCACGGCAGAAGGAGAAGCUCCAGAAGGAAAUAUCUGCUAUGUCAUCCCCUGGAGAAGAAACAAUUGAAGAGAAGAGCCCAGUGGCUGGAAGUCCUGAGUCCACAGUGACACCUGGGGCAACUCGUCGGUUGACAAAGAGACUGACUGUGAAAUCAGAGGAAGCAGUGAUGGAAAGUCCAGGAACAGAGGGUUCAGUACUACCAGUGAAACAUGCAGCUCAGUCUCUGGAGCGAAAGGCUAAAGCCAAACCCAAGGUGAAUGUGAAGCCGUCAGCCGUGAAAACCAUCUCCCCUGCAAAGCAGGCCGUGAAACGUAAGGUGGCUGAAAGUCAUCCUUCUGCCGUAGCAGCUGUGAAACCACUGAGCACCACUAGCAGGGACUUGAAGGAGCUCCCAGCUAAAAAAUCAGCUUUGACUACUGUUCCAGCCCUGCCAGAGGAUAGUCCAGCCACUGUACCGGAGAGAGCAAAAUCCAGAGACAGCCCUGAGUUGCAUGUAGGAAGCCAAGCAGCCUCUGUUGCUCAGUCAGAGAUGUCAAGCCCAACCUCUUCACAGGCAGCAGUAAAGACCCGCAGACUGAGCUCCACCACAGCUGGGAAAGCACCCUUAUCCGUAGAAGAUGACUUUGAGAAGCUGAUCUGGGAAAUCUCUGGAGGCAAACUGGAAGCAGAGAUUGAUCUGGACCCAGGGAAAGAUGAGGAUGACCUCCUGCUUGAACUGUCUGAAAUGAUUGACAGCUGAACCAGACUUAUACUAACCUUUUAAAACAAAAAACAUUUUAAACUCUAUUUUGUUGGAUACCCAAGAUAAACCUUUUUCUUCUAUAUGAGGCUUUGCCACAAGUCUUCAAGUACACUUGAGCUUGUAGAAAUUGGCAAUAUCUGCACUCAAUCAUUGUUAAUUUCCCUGCAGGUGAGAGUUAAGAGCCUGUGUACCCAUCCUGUUACCACAGGCAGCUAUUUUGAAUAUGUGAGGACAAAGCACUACACAGUUUCAGGCCAGAAAGAUCCUGGAGCCCAUCUACAAAGCCUAGGGGUGUAAACUUCUUCCACUGAUUUAAGGCUGUGAAGGCUUUAAAAAAAAAAAAAAAAAUUCUCAGCAAGGUGUGCAAAACUCAGUGAGUGUGUUUCAAAGCUUUCUUUUGCUUUGUUUUCUUGGCUGGCCUGGAAUUACUAUGGCAACUCUUGAGUUGUAUUUGUCCUUACCUUCUUGUUUUAACAUUCUAGGGAAAAUUAAUGAAAAAGUGGGGCAAGAAGGAUAAUUACUACAGUAAUGUGGGCCAAACAUACUGCCAAAGGUGCGGGAUUGGGUUAGUCCAUCCAGCCUUACUUCCUUUUAAUUAUCAGGGACAACACAAUAUCAGUAUGGAAAACAGCAGCUACACAGUACAUGAAGACUGCCUUCCUCCCUUUGAAUCAUACUGUACUAAGUCUUGGGAGGUUGGUACUUUUUGUUGACCAAGUAAGGUCCUGGGGCAAGUGGUGUAACCCCGUCGUGGUCUGCUGCACAUCAGUAAAUUGAAAAUGGGUCUUAAAAGUGCCUCUCAUUUCCAAGAAUCUCUUCCCUCUUCUGCUGACUUUUCUUCUACUGAGAAGCAGUAGCUGCUGGCACUGAUGGGAAAACACUUCCAGCUUUCUUUGAACCCCAGUUCGCUGUAUAGGCUUGUCUGAUUUGAUGUAGCACUAUGCUGGAAUUCAGCCAAUAGGAAGCAUGUGUCAAGUCAGACAAGUCUUAGAAAAGUGUUCUACGGUGGUCAGAGCAAACUCUGUGCCCUCCCCUGUCCUGUGGAUACCUUUCUCUCUAACUUCCCCCUCAUCCCCCCUGCCUGAACUAAUCAUUUAAGAAGUACACACCUGGGGUUGGGAUGUUAGGAAAACUAGUCUUCUGUGCUUGACAGUCCAUUUGUCUGAACUGUGUACUGGAGAGAACGGUUGAGAUUGGGAUGUAUUGUGUAUCCUGUCACCUUAUGUUCAUUUUGACUUUUUUUUUUUAAUUUUCUUAAACGUUCAACAAGCUAGUCCCUUCCGACUUUGAGCUGUGAGGAUAUAGGUGAGGCAAGACUUUUGCUGCUGGCAGGCUUUAAAAAAAUAUAUAAUUGUAUUGUAAAUAUUUUGUCUUUGAAAGAAAACAGAUACAUAAUUUCAUAAUCCACUGUGAUGACUUAGUUCUUAUAGGGAAGAUUUGAACCAAAAUCAAUUUUUAAAUUAAAAAGCCCGCUCCUGAAGAAACUGCUGUUAUAGUUCUAGGAGGGACACCAUGCAGGAAGCUUCAUCCCAAAGAAGCCGAAAAGCAACAACCCUCCAUCCUGCUGAAGGACUUUCCACAAUGAGACUUCUGGUUGCUUGUGCACAAAUGGAAGCAACUUUCAGAGAGACACAUAUGUAUGAGAGAUUGUGAUCUAAAAAUCUUUUCCCUGCUGCUUGUUAUCUCCCUGUGUUUAAGCAGAAUAUUCCAUUCCAUUGUCAGCUUUGUUCACUUCCUUCUCUGGAUGAGAAGUCCUGUCUAUGAAGACAGAAUUUUAUGUAUGCCAUUACUUCUGUAAAUAUUUUAUUCUUUCUUUUUCUAUUUAGUUUGUAUUUAAGGCAUUGUCUUAGAUGUAAUCUGAAUCAUACAUGUUCACCAUGAGUUGGGCUGUUCAUGAAAAACAUUACUCGUGUUUUUAAAUAAAGCUGAUGUAGGAAGUCUUA